CGGGGUUAGUGUGUACAGGCAGGGCAGCUCCUCGGUUCCUCAGCGCGGAGAAUUCGGGCUGCUGUAUCCGCUGUUCGGGCCGCUGUGUCCGGCUCUCAACCUGCCGCUCCCCCGCUCCUGUCCCCGGUCCUGACCCGGUCCUGUCCCCGGCGGCAGCAUGGUGCUGGAGUCUCUGGUCAGCGACCUGCUGAACCGCUUUAUCGGAGAUUAUGUGGAGAACCUGGACAAGUCUCAGCUGAAGAUCGGGAUCUGGGGAGGUAAUGUGGUGUUGGAGAACCUGAGAGUGAAGGAGAAUGCUUUGAGUGAGUUUGAUGUGCCGUUUAAGGUGAAGGCUGGACAAAUCGGGAAACUAACGCUGAAGAUCCCGUGGAAGAACCUGUACACAGAAGCUGUGGUCGCUACUCUGGACGGUCUGUAUCUGCUGGUGGUUCCUGGAGCGACUGGUUAUAAAGCGUUUAACUCACCGGGUGAUGCGUUUAAGUAUGAUGCAGUGAAGGAGGAGCGCUAUCAGCAGGAGGCUAAACAGAAGGAGCUGCAGAGGAUCGAGGAGGCUCUACAGAUAGCAGCUCGUAAAGACUCUCAGGUGGGAGAGUUUGUGUUUAAUCUGGAGAGUUAUGUGUAUAAGGACGUUUCCUCAUGUGAUAAAGGACGUAAACAUAAAAAACACAAAAAAACCUUUAGGAGAUGUAAAAAACACGAGCAGAAAUCAGAGAAAGCUCAGGAGGAGAAGAAGGACACGUUUGCGGAGAAACUCGCCACACAGGUCAUCAAAAACCUUCAGGUGAAGGUCACCAGCAUCCACAUCCGAUACGAGGACGAUGUCUCAGAUCCCAGCAGACCUGUCUCAAUGGGGGUGACACUGUCUGAACUCAGCCUACAGACAACGGAUGAGAGCUGGAGGGCGUGUAUCCUAAAUGAAGCUGCAAAAAUCAUCUACAAGCUGGGUCGUUUGGAGUGUUUGUGUGCGUACUGGAACGUGAACAGCCCGAUUUUCUACAGAGGCUCGUGGGAGGAGAUAGUGGACAAACUGAAAGCAGGAAUCAGCACCAGAGACGAGGAUCUGAAGGGCUAUCAGUACAUUUUCAGGCCCAUUUUUGCUUCUGCCAAGAUGUGCAUCAACCCGAAUUCUGAAAUUGAGCUGAAAUCUCCUAAAAUUAAUCUGCAGCUGGAGGUUCAGAACAUCGCUAUAGAGAUGACCCGACCCCAGUAUCUGUCUAUGGUGGAUCUGCUGGAGUCUGUGGACAGCAUGGUGAAGAACGCCCCCUACAGGAAGUUCAGACCCGACGUCCCCGUCCAUAAACACGCCAAGCAGUGGUGGUUGUAUGGUAUUAACAGUGUGCUGGAGGUGCACAUCAGGCGCUUUAACCGCAUGUGGAGCUGGAGCAACAUCUGGAAACACAGACAAACACUAAAAGCUUAUAAAGCUGCUUAUAAAUCCAAACUAACUCAGGGCAAAGUCCGAGAAGAUACUGACAAACAGAUCCAGGAACUGGAGAAAAGUUUAGACGUGUUUAACAUCACUCUGGCCAGACAGCAGGCGCAGAUGGAGGUGGUUCGUUCAGGGCAGAAGGUUGUUGGUAAGAAGGUGGCGGCGCAGAAACAGGGAGGAGGAGGAGGAGGGUUCUUCAGCAGUUUCUUUGGGAGAAAAGAAGGGAAGAAGAAAGAGCAAGAAGAGGAGGACAGAGAGUCUGAGAGCAUUGACGCUAUCAUGACCACUGAGGAGAAAAGCAAGUUAUACACAGCGAUCGGCUACAGCGAGAGCUCCCACAACCUGGCCCUGCCCAAGUCCUAUGUAGCAGUGAAGAUAAAUUUUAAGUUGUUGAGGACGUCCGUCACAGUGCGAGAAGAGGCCAACGUUCCAGAGAUCCUCAAAAUACAGAUGAUUGACCUGAGCACCACAAUCUCCCAGAGACCCGGAGCACAGGCUAUAAAGGUGGAGGCGAGUCUGGAGCACUGGUAUGUUACUGGUCUGCAGCAGCAGGGGGCGGUACCGUCUCUGAUUGCGUCGGUCGGAGCGUCUGAUUCGUCGUUGCUCAGCGUUCUGUUUGAGAUUAAUCUGGAGGAGAGCUCUGCUGAUCAGCUGCUCCGAGUUCACUCCCAACCUGUAGAGAUCAUCUAUGAUGCUCUGACUGUAAACAGCCUGGUGGAGUUCUUUAAGGCGGGGAAGGGCGUGGAUCUGGAGGUGAUCACCUCCGCUACACUCAGCAAACUGGAGGAGAUAAAGGAGAAGACGGCCUCUGGUCUUUCUCACAUCAUUGAGACCCGUAAGGUUCUGGAUCUCAGGAUUGACCUCAAGCCCUCCUACCUGCUGAUACCAAAGUCCGGAUUCUACCACAGCAACUCAGACCUCAUGAUCAUAGACUUCGGUAGCCUGCAUCUGAGCAGUGUUGAUCAGGCGGCUCAUCAGCUGGGUUCUAGUUUCUCGUCUCUGGAGGAGAUCAUGGAUCGAGCGUACGAGAGGUUUUCUCUGGAGCUACGCAGCGUCCAAGUGCUGUACAGCAAAUCAGGUGAAGUGUGGAAAAGUGCUCGAACUCAGGGAUCCUCCAUCCAGCACAUCCUGCAGCCCAUGGACUUCACCCUGCAGCUCGCCAAGAGCAUGGUGGAGAAAGACUCCCGCAUGCCCAGGUUUAAGGUAUCUGGAGAGCUUCCUCUGCUGCAUGUGAGAAUCUCUGAUAAGAAGAUGGAGGGGGUGAUGGAGCUGGUGGACAGUAUUCCUCUCCCGUACACGUCUCCACCCUCCACCCCCGUACAGAAGGCACUGCCAUUAGUGGAUGCUAGGCCGAGAGUCCUGACUCUAGAUCCAUUAGCUCUGCCGUACACCAUGGAGUCAGAUUCUGAAGAAGAUACCAGUGAAAGGUCUCUGGAUGAAGAAGGUCAGAGGUCAGCUUUUGAAGAGCUCACCAAUGUCCAGUUUAAGUUUGAAGUCCGGAAGGUGAUGUUGGAGCUCACUCGGCAGGCGGAUCAGGAACACACAGUGUUAGCUCUGAAUGUUACUCAGUUAGGAGCUGAAGGCAAACUGAGGACUUAUGACCUCACUGUGACAUCAUACCUGCGCAAGAUCAGUCUGGAUUACUGCGAGACCGGAGUUGGUCAGAAUGAACCACUUCAUCUGAUUCGUUCAUCAGAUAAACACGAGUCUGAUCUGCUGAAAGUGGAAUACACUAAGGCGGAUGUAUCUGGACCGAGUUUUCAGACUCUGUUUGACAGUACAGAGCAGACGCUAAAGGUGGAGUUUUCCUCGCUGGAUUUCCUCCUCCACACUAAAGCCCUGCUGUCCUCCAUCAACUACCUCAACUCAGCCCUGCCUCACCGCCUCACUGCCUCUAAAGACCCCGAUACCAGGAGACACGCCCACCCAGCUACAGCCGGGAAAACAGUGUCUAAAGGUUCUAAGGACUCGGGGGUGGUGAGUUUUAAGCUGUACGCUAUGCUGGGAUCCUUCGGCGUGAUCGUGUGCGACGACAGAAGCAGCAUCGCUAAUAUUCAGAUCAAAGGCGUCGAUGCGUCUGUUGUAGUUCAGACUAAAGAGACGGAGGUGUUCGCCAGGCUGCGGGACAUCGUGGUGAUGGACGUGGACCCAAAAACCAUCCAUAAGAAGGUGGUAUCUAUAGUAGGGGAGGAGGUGUUCAGCUUUAAGAUGAGUUUGUAUCCCGGAGCUACAGAGGGGGAUGGUUACUGUGACACCGCUAGAGUGGACAGCAGGGUCACGCUGAGACUGGGCUGCAUCCAGAUCACCUACCUGCACAAGUUCCUCACGUCUCUGAUGGAAUCUUUUAGCUUUCAGUAUCCCUCCACCGACGAGACGUUUGUGGAUAACUUCCAGACGGCUAAAGAGGCUCUGAGCGCGGCCACGGCGCAGGCGGCGGAGAAAGCAGCGUCCAGCGUGAGAGACUUCGCCCAGAAGAGCUUCAGACUCUCCCUGAACAUCAGACUGAAAGCUCCUCUAAUCAUCAUCCCUCAGUCCUCCACUUCCCACAAUGCCUUUGUUGUGGAUUUGGGUCUGAUCACUGUGAGCAACAGCUUCUCCCUGCUUCCUGCUGAGGGCUUCCCUCUCCCGGCCGUGAUGGAGACCAUGGACAUCAACCUCACCCACCUCAAACUGUGCAGGACGGUCCUGAGUCGAGACGCCCCUCAGUCGGAGGUGGAGCUCCUGCAACCCAUUAACCUGGAGCUGCUGGUGAAGCGAAACCUGGCCGCCUCCUGGUUCACCAGCAUCCCUGGAGUGGAGGUCACUGGAGUGCUGAAGUCUAUGAACAUCUCUCUUGGUCAGGAAGAUCUGGUGGUUCUGAUGAGCAUCCUAGCAGAAAACAUCGGGGAGGGAAGCAGGACGAUGUCUCCUGACCUGAAGAAACCGGCUAUUGAGGAUAAAUCUGAGCAGAGUGAGGAGCACAGUGAGGUACUUCCUCUGGAGACAGGAAGUCAGUCAACAAUCACCAAUGAAAGAAGCUUCAGCGAGAACAUCGUCAGUGUUCUCCUCAACUUCGAACUCAUGGAGGUCACGCUCACGCUGAAGAAGCUGAAGAAGGAGAGUGAGUGCGCGUUCCUGGUGCUGCAGGCGGCUCAGCUCGGUGUUCACACCAAAGUUCACAAGUACGACAUGCAGGCCACCACCUACAUCAAAACCAUCUCCAUGAAGUGCCUGGAGUUUACUGAUGCGUGUGGAGAUCCUCUCUGUAUCCUGAGCUCCUCAGCUGAGGCGGGAGCUGAACUGCUGAAAGUGGAAUACGUGAAGGCGGACCGGACCGGCCCAAACUUUACCAACACCUUCAACAACACAGAGCAGAAACUUAAUGUCCAGUUCUCCUCUCUGGAUCUGAUGCUUCACACUGAGGCUCUUCUCUCUACGAUGGACUUCCUGUCUGCUGCUCUGUCCUCCAGCAGCUCCCCCUCACCUGAGAGAGAGACCAGGAGGAGUGACGACUCCAGAACCAGCUCUGCCAGAAGCACGGUGGUCAGCUCCCCCUCAGACGGAGACGUGACGGAUCUGAAGAUAGAUAUGCAGCUGGGAGCGUUUAACGUUCUGGUUUGUGAUCAGCGCUGCAACAUCGCCGACAUCCGGAUUCAGGGUCUGCACGGCUCGUUAUUAAUGCAGGGAACCCAAACGUGCAUCCUCGCACGACUGCGUGACUUCAUCAUCAUCAACGUAGAUCCUAAAACCGUCCACAAGAAGGCGAUCUCUAUCGUGGGUGACGAGGUCUUCAGCUUCAGUAUGAGUCUCACUCCUAAAGCUACAGAGGGGGUGGGGUACACCGACACCUCCAAGGUGGACGGCAGGGUGAAGCUGAACGUGGGCUGCAUCCAGGUCGUCUAUCUGCACAAGUUUGUGAUGUCACUGCUGAAUUUCAGUAAUCACUUCCAGACGGCUAAAGAGGCUCUGAGCACGGCGACGGCGCAGGCGGCGGUUAAAGCCGUGUCCAGCGUGAGAGACUUCGCCCAGAAGAGCUUCAGACUCUCCCUGAACAUCAGACUAAAAGCUCCUCUAAUCAUCAUCCCUCAGUCCUCCACUUCCCACAAUGCAGUGGAGGCUGACCUGGGUCUGAUCACCGUCAGCAACAGCUUCUCUCUACUUCCUGUGGACAACUGCCCACUUCCUGCAGUCAUCGACAACAUGGACGUGCAGCUCACCCAGCUCAAGCUCUCCAGGAUCUUUAUGGAGGGCGGUUCUGAUCGGCCCGGGUCAGAACUCCUGCAGCCGGUUAAUCUGGUUCUCUCUGUUAAGCGGAACCUGGCGGCUGCAUGGUACCACAGGAUGGCUGCUGUGGAGGUGGACGGAGACCUGAAGCCCAUGAAGGUGGCUCUGAGUCAGGAUGAUCUGACGGUGUUGUUGAAGAUUCUGAUGGAGAAUAUUGGAGAGGCCGGCAGUGUUCAGCCCCCCAGCAGCUCUGACUCCGCCUACAGACAGACAGCAGUACCAAUCAGAACCCGAGCUUUCACAGGUGGUGUAUCUGAGAGUGGGGUGGAGAAGCAGGAGCAGGAGGAGGGUGGUGGUGUGGGUGGAGAGGUUGAGCUGGUGGAGAGCGUGAGGUUCAGCUUCACUGUGGAUUCUCUGGGACUCGUUCUUUACAACAACGAUCCAACACAGCUGGGUGUGCACAGUGAGGGUGUGUGUCUGGGGGAGUUUAGGCUGUGUGAGAUGAGAGCUGCUGGUAAGAUGUUUAGUAACGGUAAUCUGGAAGUUUCCACCGUGCUCUCGGCCUGCACUCUGGACGACCGGAGGAGCGGAAUACAGCGCGUCACGUCCAGGAUGCUGGGGAAGCGUGAUGAGGACAGUGCGGAUGCUAUGGUUGAUGUAACAUACUCUCAGAGCGGAGGCGAGCGCUCGGUGAUCGCUGUGCUGCAGAAGCUGUAUCUGUGCGGCAGCGUGGAGUUCCUCAUGGCCGUGGGAGAGUUCUUCCUGCAGGCCCUGCCAAAGACCCAGCCGCCGGCACCGGCCCUGCCACCGGCCCCGGCACCAGACAAACCCAGCCUGCUCCCUUUCAAACACGUCUCAGAACAAAAGAUCAACAGCGGAGCCAAAACAGCUCCAGGUCAGAAGAUGGUGCUGCGUAUGGUGGUGGUGGAUCCGGAGGUGGUGUUCGUGGCGAAUCUGAUGAAGGCGGAUGCUCCGGCUCUGGUUGCUUCUUUUCAGUGUGAUUUCAGGUUCGACUCUCAGGAGGAGACUCAGCUCAUGAAGGCCAACGUGAAGGACUUCAAAGUUCUGGCCUGUCCCUUUAUCAGGACCAAGGACAACCAGGCCGUCACCACCGUUCUGAGGCCGUGCUCGGUGGUUCUGGAGACGAGGAUGUCGGACAGUUCUCCUCUCACCGGCUCUGUAACCGUGGAGGAAGUGAUUAUAAAAGUCUCCCCCAUCAUCCUGAACACGGUUCUGACCAUUACCGCGGCGAUGACCCCGCGAGCGCCGGAGGAGCGCGGCACGGCGGCGGCGCCGGAGACGCUGAGCUCUCUGUGGAGCAUGAGGAACAUCUACACCUGUAACUACUGGUUCCUGGGGGUGGAGACGGCGGCGGAGGUGACGGAGAGCUUCUGCGAGGUGGAUGGAGGGAAGGAGGGCGAGAGCUUCAGGGCGGAGGUGAAGGUGGUGCAGGUCACCCUGGAGUCCGGCCAAGGUCACCGCACCAUCCCCCUGCUGCUCGCCGAGUCCUCCAUCACCGCCUGCGCCCGCAACUGGUCCUCCACCCUCAGCCUCGCCGCAGAUAUCACACUCGAGGUGAAUUAUUUUAAUGAAGCUCAUGCUGUUUGGGAGCCGCUGAUUGAGAGAGUGGAGAGCGGCAAACGCAGAUGGAACCUUACAGUACAGAUGAAGAAUAAUCCGGUGAGGGAGAAGAGUCCGGUACCGGGGGAUGAUUUUGUGAUGUUGCCAGAUCCUCGCACUGCCAUCAACAUCUGCUCUAAAGACACCAUGAACAUCACCCUGUCCAAAUGCUGCCUGAACGUCCUCCACAACCUCGCCCAGGCUUUCUCCGAGGGCACCGCCUCCUCGUUUGAUCACUCUCUGAAGGAGAAAGCUCCGUUCACCAUCAGGAACGCUCUGGGAAUCCCGCUGAUCCUCCAGCACAGCGCCAACCUGCGCAUCGCUGACUCCGCCUCCCGCGGAAAACUGCACCACGUGGGCGUGGCCCAGAGCGUGGAUCUGGAGUAUUCUAUAUUCGAGUCUUCAGCUCGAGGACGACUGUCCGCCCUGCAGAGACAAGAGAGCUGCCUCUUCAACCUCAGCAUCGUGCCCGAGGGCUACAGCGAGAUCUCGGGGAUCCCGGUGGAUAAGCCGGGCCGGCGGUUGUAUAACGUGAGGAAGCCGGGGCUGGAGGAGUCGGUGUCGGUGCUGCUGCAGAUUAACGCCUCCGAGGGAAAUAAAGUCAUCACUGUGAGAUCACCACUACAGAUUAAGAAUCAUUUCUCGGUUCCGUUCUCCAUUCUGAAAUAUUCUCCGGAGCUGGGAGGACUGGUGAACGUCGGCGUCGCCGAGCCCGAAAAAGAGUCUCACGUCACGCUGGACUCCUACAGGUGUCAGUUGUUCGUACUGCCGGUCGGUUGUUUGGAGGGUCAGUACCGUCAGUCGACGAAGUGCAUCGCGUGGAAGGAGCAGGUUCACGUGAGUUCGGAGGUUCGCUCGGUGCUGCAGUGCCCGGCGCACGACAGCAGCUUCCUGCCGCUGGUGGUAAACACGCUCGCCGUGCCGGACGACCUGAGCCACAUCACCAGCCACGGCGAGGGAGACUGGGACCCCGCCUACGUCAUCCACCUCCACCCGCCGGUGACCGUCAGGAACCUGCUGCCCUACUCCAUCCGCUACCUGCUGGAGGGUUCUGCUGAGUUCCAGGAGCUGCAGGAGGGCGGCACGGCGGACGUCCUGAACGCUUCCAUCAGCGGGGAGAUCAUGGAGCUGGUGCUGGUGAAGUAUCAGGGCCGGAACUGGAACAGCCACGUGAAGAUCCGCCCGGACGUCCCCGAGUUCUUCCCCGUCUGCUUCACCAGCGACAGCAGUGAGCAGCUCACCGUGGACGUGUGCCUGCACGUGUCCCGCGCCGCCGGCAGGAUGGUCCUGUCCGUCUUCAGCCCCUACUGGAUCAUCAACAAGACGUCCCGCGUCCUGCAGUACCGAGCGGAGGACACCUACGUCAAACAUCCCUCAGACUUCAGAGACGUCAUCCUGUUCUCCUUCAGGAAGAAGAACAUUUUCAGCAAGAACAAACUGCAGCUGUGCGUCUCCACCAGCUCCUGGUCUGAAGGAUUCUCUCUGGAUACUGUGGGGAGUUACGGCUGCGUCCGCUGCCCCGACAAAACCAUGGACUACCUGGUGGGCGUGAGCAUCCAGAUGAGCAGUUUUAAUCUGACGCGGAUCGUGACGAUGAGUCCGUUCUACACGCUGGUGAAUAAAUCCUCGUUUGAGCUGGAGGUGGGGGAGGUGCAGAACGACAUGGGGAACGGGAACGUCAGCGGGAAGUGGCACUACAUCUCCUCUAAAGAGUGUUUGCCGCUGUGGCCGGAGUCGGGGACGGGGAAGUUGUGUGUUCGGGUGGUCGGAUCUGAAUCCGCCUCCAAAUCUUUCUUCUUCAAUAAGCAGGAUAACGGGACUCUGCUGAGUAUGGAGCAGUUUGGGGGGAUCAUCGUAGACGUGAACAUCUCAGAUCACUCCACCGUCAUCAGCUUCACUGACUACUACGACGGAGCCGCUCCCGCCCUGCUGGUUAACCACACCCCCUGGGUCACGAUCUCCUUCCGCCAGAGUGGGUGUGAGGCGUCUCGGGAGCUGAAUCCGGGUGAGGCUCAGCGGUUUGCGUGGGAUGAUCCGGCGGGGGUGAGGAAGCUGUGCUGGACGUGUCAGGGUCACAGCGGGGAGCUGGAUCUGAUCAAAGACGAGUGUGGGCAGUUCGCGUGUGACUCUCUGGCUCAGGUUCACUGGGUGUCGUUUCUGGACGGGCGUCAGCGUGUGCUGCUGUUCACCGAGGACGUGGCGGUGGUGACUAAAGCCCGGCAGGCGGAGGAGCUGGAGCAGAUCCAGCAGGAGAUCACCAUCUCCCUGCAGAACCUCGGCCUGUCCCUCAUCAACAACCACAACCGACACGAGAUCGCCUACAUCGGCAUCACCAGUUCUGGAGUGGUUUGGGAGAUGAGGCCGAAGAACCGCUGGAAAUCUUUUAACCGUAAGAACAUCAGUCUGCUGGAGAAAUCUUACCAAAACCACCUGAGCGGGAAAACGGCGCCGGGCUGGAUCACACUGGAGACGGGUCUGGAGGUGAAUUUUGCGAGGGUGCCGAUGCAGAUGAGACUCCCGUAUUCCUCCCCGAUUCGGAGGAACUUCCUGUCUGGGAUCCAUAUGGAGCUAAAAGAGUCUCCGCAUCAGAGGAGCUUACGAGCUCAGCUCCACUGGCUGCAGGUGGAUAAUCAGUUAACAGGAGCGAUCUUCCCUAUAGUGUUUCAUCCUGUUCAUCCUCCCAAAUCCAUCGCUCUGGACUCAGAGCCGAAGCCCUUUAUUGAUGUGAGCAUCAUCACACGCUUUAAUGAGCACAGCCAGGUCAUGCAGUUCAAGUAUUUCAUGGUUCUGGUGCAGGAGAUGGCGGUGAAGAUUGAUCAGGGGUUUUUGGGGGCGAUUUUCUCUCUGUUUACACCACCCGCCCAAUCCCAGCCUGAUAAACAGAAGAUGAAGCUGAUAGACAGGGAUCUGGAGGCUCUGCAGGCUCAGCUGAUGGAGAGCUCCAUAACUGACGCCUCAGGACUCAGCUUCUUCGAGCACUUCCACAUCUCCCCUAUUAAACUGCAUCUGAGCCUGUCUCUGGGCUCCAGUGGGGACGAGUCUGAGGACGGGGACAUGGUGGCGAUCCAGUCUCUCAAUCUGCUUCUGAAAAGUAUUGGAGCGACUCUGACUGAUGUAGAUGAUCUGAUAUUUAAACUCGCCUUCUUUGAGGUGAAGUACCAGUUCUACCGCCGAGAGAAGCUGAUGUGGGCUGUGAUUGGACACUACACCGAACAGUUCCUGAAGCAGAUGUAUGUUCUGGUUCUGGGUCUGGAUGUUUUGGGGAAUCCCUUCGGACUGAUCCGAGGUCUGUCAGAGGGAGUGGAGGCUUUCUUCUACGAGCCCUUCCAGGGGGCAGUGCAGGGGCCGGAGGAGUUCGCUGAGGGAUUUGUGAUUGGUGUUCGCAGCUUACUGGGUCACACUGUUGGGGGCGCUGCAGGGAUGGUGUCUCGUAUAACGGGCUCGGUGGGGAAGGGUCUGGCGGCGAUCACUAUGGAUAAAGAAUACCAGCAGAAACGCCGCGAGGAGAUGAACCGACCCCCCCGAGACUUCGGAGAGAGUCUCGCCAAGGGGGGCAAAGGACUUCUGAAGGGCGUGGUCGGGGGAGUGACGGGCAUUGUUACCAAACCUGUGGAGGGUGCGAAGAAGGAAGGAGCAGCAGGAUUCUUUAAGGGCAUUGGAAAGGGUCUGGUGGGCGUGGUCGCCCGUCCCACCGGGGGCAUCGUGGACAUGGCCAGCAGCACUUUUCAGGGCAUUCAGAGGGUGGCGGAGUCGACGGAGGAGGUGACGAAGUUGAGACCCGUUCGGCUCAUUCGAGAAGACGGGAUCAUUCGGCCCUACGACCAGCAGGAGUCUGAGGGAUACGACCUUUUCCAGAGGUCUGAGAUUAAGCAGUUGGAUGGGGAAUAUUUCAGAGAGCAUUAUGAAUACCCCGGACACAGAAAGACCAACAUCAUUGUUACCAACAGGAGGGUGAUGUGUGUUAAAGAGAUCGAUCUGAUUGGCCACUUUAAUAAAGAGUGGGAGUGUCAGUUCGAGAACUUUCUGAAAUCUCCUUCUGUAGAGGGUGGAGAUCUGAGGAUUUACUGCAAGGAGCAGAAUAAGCUGAAGCUGCUGAAGGAUCAGGGUCAGGUGAGAGUGGUGAACCUGAGAGAAGCCGAGACGGCCGAGAAACUGAAACAGUCGAUUCAGGAAGCUCAGUUGGCUCGACAGCAGCAUCAGAUGGUCCGACAGAAAUCCCAGCGCUUCCUCAAACUGCAGAGAACCGGCAGCACCGCCUGAUCCUACCCGCCGGACCCCCAUCACAUCACCAUCACAUCACCAUCACACCACCAUCACACCACCAUCAAAUCACCAUCACAUCACACCAUCACAUCACACCAUCACAUCACAGCUUCACAUCACAGCUUCACAUCACACCAUCACGUCACCAUCACAUCACCAUCACAUCACCAUCACAUCACACCAUCACAUCACCAUCACACCACCAUCACGUCACCAUCACGUCACCAUCACAUCACACCAUCACAUCGCCAUCACGUCACCAUCACGUCACUCAUCAUAUAAUUAUGCCAACACAUUAUCACAUCACACCAUCAUGCCUUGACACCAUCACAUUAUCACAUAAUCAUAUUAUCACGUCAUCACAUUAUCACAUAAUCAUAUUAUCACGUCAUCACAUUAUCACACAAUCACAUCACAUAAUCACAUCAACACUUCAUCACACCAUCAUGUCACACUAUCACAUCACACUAUCACAUCAGGCCAUCACACCAUCACAUCAUAGCACCGACACACAAUCAUAUUAUCACACCAUUACAACAUCACAUCACACUACCACAUCAUCACAUUAUCAUAUCAUUAUCAUAUCAUCACAUCAUCACCAGCUCCAGAGUUAAUGGCCUGUAGUGUUUAAUGCUCUUGUGUUCUGAUUGAUUGAUUGAUUGAUUGAUUGAUUGACUCUGCACUAUUGAUUAUUGCACUUGACUCAGUGAUCACUGAAGCAGCUUUAGUUUCAGCACCUUUAAGAUCCUGUGGUGUCUAAAUAUAAUCUAUAGUAUAUAAGUGUAGUUAUAAUGAGUUAUAAAUGUUAUGCGUGGUGUCUGGUUGUGUUUAAGUGAUUCUAUACAGUAUAUAUGUAUAAAUAUAUAUGCAAAAUACUCCAUCCAUCUUUCAUUUUAGUUUUUUCUACAGCAGGUAAAAUACACACUGUAUCAGGAUUAGAUCUGGAUUAUUCCAGAUAUUAGUCACAUGAUUGUGAGCAGGUGUGAACGGGGACAGCAAGGGUCACAAUAUCUAUAAUUCAGGUUUAUAGUGAUUAUUUACUGUACUGUGAUUGUGAUUAUCUAACCAAAUCAUGAGAUACUCUGUGUAAUAGUGAUUAUUUUCACCAUUACCAAUCAAAAAGUACUUUGAGUAAAGCCAUAAAACACAGAAGAUUAGUAACAAUGCAGAUCUGUACAGAAUGUAACUAUAAAAAUAACAGUAAAUGAGAUGUGUAAUGGUGAUUAUGGCAUUUUUGGUAAUAUUUGUGAUUGUAGUGAUAAUGGUAAUUAUGGUGAUUAUUGUUAUCAUAAUGAUUAUGGCGUCAUGGUGAAUAUGGUGAUUAUAGUGAUCAUGGUGAUAAUAGUAAUUAUUAUUAGCCAUGGUGAUUAUGGUGAUCACAGUGAUUAUGAUAGUCAUGGUGAUUAUGGUGAUCACAGUGAUUAUGAUAGUCAUGGUGAUUAUGGUGAUCACAGUGAUUAUGAUAGUCAUGGUGAUUAUGGUGAUCACAGUGAUUAUGAUAGUCAUGGUGAUUAUGGUGGUCCACGGUGAUUGUGGUGAGUAUAGGGAUCAUGGUGAUUAUGAUAAUAACGGUGAUAAUGGUGAAGUGAUUAGUCUGUUUGGACCUGUUUUUAAAUGCGUUUUUUAGCUGGAACAUUCACUGGGCUGUAGUAUCACAGUAUCACAGGGCUGUAGUAUCACAGUAUCACAGGGCUGUAGUAUCACAGGGCUGUAGUAUCACAGUAUCACAGUGCUGUAGUAUCACAGGGCUGUAGUAUCACUGGGCUGUAGUAUCACAGUAUCACAGGGCUGUAGUAUCACAGUAUCACAGUGCUGUAGUAUCACAGUAUCACAGGGCUGUAGUAUCACAGUAUCACAGGGCUGUAGUAUCACAGGGCUGUAGUAUCACAGUAUCACAGUGCUGUAGUAUCACAGGGCUGUAGUAUCACUGGGCUGUAGUAUCACAGUAUCACAGGGCUGUAGUAUCACAGUAUCACAGGGCUGUAGUAUCACAGGGCUGUAGUAUCACAGUAUCACAGUGCUGUAGUAUCACAGGGCUGUAGUAUCACAGUGCUGUAGUAUCACAGUAUCACAGGGCUGUAGUAUCACAGUAUCACAGGGCUGUAGUAUCACAGGGCUGUAGUAUCACAGUAUCACAGUGCUGUAGUAUCACAGGGCUGUAGUAUCACUGGGCUGUAGUAUCACAGUAUCACAGGGCUGUAGUAUCACAGUAUCACAGGGCUGUAGUAUCACAGUAUCACAGUGCUGUAGUAUCACAGUAUCACAGGGCUGUAGUAUCACAGUAUCACAGGGCUGUAGUAUCACAGUAUCUCGGGGCUGUAGUAUCUCAGUGCUGUAGUAUCACAGUAUCACAGGGCUGUAGUAUCACAGUAUCACAGGGCUGUAGUAUCACAGUAUCACAGGGCUGUAGUAUCACAGUAUCACAGGGCUGUAGUAUCACAGUAUCACAGUGCCGGAGGCGUCAGGUGAUGAGUGGGUGAGUUCAGGUGUCUGGUUUGGGUCAGUACUGUUAUUCUGAUUGGUUAAUUCUGUAAUAAUAUUGUGACCCUUGAUUAAUUUCUCUACAGUGAUUUAAUUCACAUCAAACCAAAUCACAUCUGUUCAUAACAGUUUAAUAAUGGAAUUAAAUCACAGGUUUAAUAGAAAGUGUUGAAUGAAGUUCUGAAUCUGUUUAGCGUGUUCAGACUGGAUCCUGGAUUGGGUUUAGUUUCAGAGAUUUUUUUACAGGAUUAGUGUAGAAAUCUGGAUCUGAGAGAGUCGACCUGUCUUCAUCUGUUUCUGUGAUUGACAGGUUAUGAUCACAUGUGCUACUUUACCUGCUGACUGUUAGCUGACAUAUAACUGACUGUUUUGUAAUGAUGUAAUUAUAAUAAUAAUGUUGUGAUAAUGAAUCAGGUUUGUGGGAGCAGGUGAAAUUCAGAACACUUUAAAGAAGAUCUGAAUCGUUUUUUAUUGGUUGUUAAUUUUGAUAAAGACUAAAAUCAAAUUCAUAUCUUCAUAUCUCAGCAUGCCUGUGAUUUUUUAUUUUUUAUGCGUCUGUUGAAGUUUUUUUUGCACUUUAUUUGUUUGUAAUGAAGAACGUUAUUAAAUAUUAAAGAAGAAAAUAAACAUUUGUUAAAUGAAGAGAUGAGAGAAACUGAUGCAUCAAAGACAAACAUUUUCCCAAAAAUAAAUAAAAUAAAAUAAAAGUAAUAAAUGAAGUAAUAAAACUUUUUUCAUGAGGAUUAAUCUCUGAACUCCU
This is a messenger RNA of Astyanax mexicanus (Mexican tetra), 14756 nucleotides long. RefSeq names its product vacuolar protein sorting 13 homolog C (gene vps13c). Lineage: Eukaryota; Metazoa; Chordata; Actinopteri; Characiformes; Acestrorhamphidae. The record is from RefSeq and is a predicted model, not a curated record. Gene Ontology annotation, cellular component: extrinsic component of membrane. The coding region runs from base 158 to 11512 and encodes 3784 amino acids. The transcript has 87 exons. Gene Ontology annotation, biological process: protein targeting to vacuole; mitochondrion organization; protein retention in Golgi apparatus.